Molecule: messenger RNA, 1053 nt
Organism: Raphanus sativus (radish)
Lineage: Eukaryota; Viridiplantae; Streptophyta; Magnoliopsida; Brassicales; Brassicaceae
Product: zinc finger protein ZAT10
Exons: 1
Coding region: 110-817 (235 amino acids)
Biological process (GO): response to stress
Molecular function (GO): DNA-binding transcription factor activity
Source: RefSeq, a predicted model, not a curated record
UCUUCAACAUAAAACAACUCUUCCCUUUUCAAUUCAUUCAUCACAAAAAAGCCUCUCAAAGUUCUCCUCCUUGUUCUUCCUAAAGAGAUCUUCAGAUUCUAGUCCACUUAUGGCGCUCGAGGCUAUCAGUUCACCGAGAUUAGCUUCUCCGGUUCCUCCUUUGUUCGAAGAUUCUUCAAGAUUCCAUGGCGUUGAGCACUGGACCAAAGGUAAACGAUCUAAACGAUCAAGAUCCGACUUCCACCACCAGAACCUCACGGAAGAAGAGUAUCUCGCUUUCUGCCUCUUGCUUCUCGCUCGUGACGGCGGCGAUCGCAGCAGCAACCGUAACCCUCUCCCUCUUCCUCCGAUGACGGUGGCUGAGAAGUCGUCAACCUACAGCUGCAGCGUCUGCGACAAGUCUUUCUCUUCUUACCAAGCACUCGGCGGACACAAAGCGAGUCACAGAAAAAACUUGUCACAGACUCUAUCCGGCGGAGGAGAUGAUCUAUCGACGUCGACCACAUCCGCCGUGACGACGGGAAGCGGGAAGUCUCACGUCUGCUCGAUCUGUCACAAGUCGUUUCCUUCCGGCCAAGCUCUCGGCGGACACAAGCGGUGCCACUACGAAGGGAAUAACAACAACAGUAGCAGCAGCGGAGUGGCUAACUCCGAAGGAGCGGGGUCCACCAGCCACGUCAGCAGCGGUCACCGUGGGUUUGACCUGAACAUCCCUCCUGUACCGGAGUUCUCGUCGGUUAACGGAGACGACGAAGUGAUGAGCCCGAUGCCGUCGGCGAAGAAGAAGCCCCGGUUUGACUUCCCGGAGGAAGCUUAAUUAGACGAUCGUAUUUUUUCAUGUGCUCUGUUUUUUGAGUUGUGUAGGAGUUUGUUGUUGGUUGUACAGACAAAAGUUUGGGACAUUGAUUCAUAAUCAUUCCCAGUCUUGUGCUUUACUCAGUUAAAAGUUAUUACUAGACUCAUUCUUUGUCAGAAUAGUUGUUUUCUUUUCAAUAUUUAAAUUGAUACAUGGUAUAAAGAUUUUUCAAUAUUAGUUUUGUUUGAAUAGUGUCA